ACCUGCUGCUCUCACUGCUCAAAUAUUAACAACGGGGUUUGUGGGAACCGAUGCCGCUGCUCUGGGACAAUCCCAAAGUGUGGAGGCAGCCGGUGGUUUGUGGACACAGUCUGCUGCUGCUGGAGGCACCGCUGCAUCUGAGAGCCUAAUGGAGGAGGAGGUCACAGAGCCCGAUGCUCAGAUGGUGGAGCUCACCGGCAUGCCUCCAGGAAGCCCCUCGGAGGUAAACGGAGACUUACCGGGCAACCCGUACCUGAGGGACGGGGCGGUGGACGUGAUGGAGAGUCCGGUGAGGGAGCCUGUUGUGCUGCAGUAUCCUGCUGAGUACAGCCAGCAGUAUGGGGAGAAGAUGCCGUUCCACCAUGUGACGGCAGGCCUUCUUUACAAGGGAAACUACCUGAGCCGCUCGCUGUCCGACAGCGACAGCGAUGUCCUGGCCAGCAUCUCCGUCGAGGAGCUGGACGAGAUCCGGGAGGCGUUCAAGGUGUUGGAUCGUGACGGAAACGGCUUCAUUUCCAAACAGGAGCUGGGCAUGGCCAUGCGCUCUCUGGGAUACAUGCCCAGCGAGGUGGAGCUGGCCAUCAUCAUGCAGAGACUCGACAUGGAUGGUGAUGGACAGGUAGAUUUCGAGGAGUUUAUGACGAUCCUUGGACCCAAACUCCUGUCGUCUGAAACGAGGGAGGGCUUCCUGGGCAGCACAAUAGAUAGCAUCUUCUGGCAGUUUGACAUGCAGAGGAUCACCCUGGAGGAGUUGAAACACAUCCUGUUCUACGCCUUCCGCGACCAUCUGACCAUGAAGGACAUCGAGAACAUCAUCAUCAACGAGGAAGAGAGCCUGAAGGAAAACUCUGGCAACUGUCAGACAGAGUUUGAGGGAGUUCACCCUUCAAAGAAGAACCGCCAGACGUGCGUGAGGAAGAGCCUCAUCUGCGCCUUCGCCAUGGCGUUCAUCAUCAGUGUCAUGCUCAUCGCAGCCAACCAGAUGCUGAGGAAUGGCAUGGAGUAGCUGCGCCCACUGUGAGCAGGGAGGCCAACAGCCUGCAUGUGCAUGCAAGGCGGUGAGGCCAUAUCCCUGCUGAUAGUAAAAUAACUACCAUUAAGAACAAUAAUCAUCGAGAAGAUACAUUUUUGAAUUUAUUCUUUGUUUUCUUUUAACAAGUGGCACCUCUCCACCUGAAGCCAGCAUGAGGAGUCAUGGAGGCUCCUCCCCCUUUACUCUGACAGGGACACUCAAGGGCUGACAUUACACAUAAUACUCUGUCGUGUAUGUUUCCUUGAUGCAAUAAAAAAAAGAAACAAAAAAAAAGAACCUUGAGUGCAGGAGUUCAGAGCUGCAUUGGUUUACAGCGACUGCAGAUCGGUCACCCAGCAGGGGUCUGAUGAGCCACCAGGACUGCAGGCUGGGCCCUGAAAUGGAACCGCAGAAAGGGAACAAUAGAUCUUUUAUUAUGCUUCCUGGAAGUAUAAUGAUAGACCUCGCCGCCACUCAAGCAGAAGGAGCCAUACGUCACCGCUCCUGCAGCUCAUGGUGCUUUAGCUCUCCUACCUUCUAUUUUCAUCCCCUGCAUCUGUGGCUGGUAUAAAGUGCUGGCAUCAGAUCAUCAACCCUAACACCGAGAAGUCAAGCGUGCAGUCAAAAGGAUGAAUGGUUGCUCCUGGCUUGUGCUUUAGCCUUGUGAUAUUCAUUUUAGAACAAAGUAGCUCAGAAAUGUGGUUUUAGAUAUCCUCUUUCACUGUUGGUUGAACACUGUUAAGGUGCAAAGCAAAGUGGUCUUUGUCCUGUUGAAACAAAAAAGUCCACCCUUUCAUAUGUAUAUAUAUAUAUAUACAUAUAUUGAAUGUA
Messenger RNA from Eleginops maclovinus (Patagonian blennie), 1843 nucleotides. RefSeq names its product calneuron 1 (gene caln1). The record is from RefSeq and is a predicted model, not a curated record. Gene Ontology annotation, cellular component: trans-Golgi network membrane. NCBI's taxonomy places the organism in Eukaryota, Metazoa, Chordata, Actinopteri, Perciformes, Eleginopidae. Gene Ontology annotation, molecular function: calcium ion binding. Bases 149 to 1006 code for a protein of 285 amino acids. The transcript has 6 exons.